UACGAAUCGCUCUCCUCUUGCUCCGGGGGUUCAUGUUUGUUGGAUUAUUAUUUUGGUGCUAGGAGCUAAAUAUGCAGAAAGUAACUUGCAGAUGGUGCCACCAGGUGUAAUAAUUGCAGGAAUAGGUGAAGAGGUCACCUUCGAGUGUCAAGCAUCGCUGAGUGGCGGAAGUGCGGACGUUCAAGUCGAUUAUACUGUCUUCCAUCCGCCAUUCCCCGUUGGCGAAGUCGAAAAUAGUGAGCUUUUGGUCAUGACUGAUAUCAGGGAUAAUGGCAUGUCUAUUGUACGAUUCCGGAUUACAAGCAUGGAGGCGCAAAAAUCAGGACGAUAUAUUUGCGAAGUGCCCUCAACGGGGGAAACCGUAUCCGCUGUAUUGGUGUCUCCGAUGGCCCUCGCGAAUCCGAAUGGAAUUUUCGUAGCACAGCCUGGCGACACCGUCACUUUAACCUGCCUCGCCAGCAACUACACGUCACUUGAAGCUAGCUUUGCGCGUGACGCAAGCUUCUCCAAUUUCUGGCCCGUGACUUCGUCUUACAGACGCCGCCGACGUUCAGUACGCACGACAAGGAACGUGAAUACUGAUGAACUGAAUCUGUACACCAGUAUUACAAAGGUCAUGGACAAUGUGGGUCAAGCUGAUAUGGGUAGAUACGUAUGCCAAAGUACAAACACAGAAGAUAUGAACGCCAAAGACACAGUGGACUUGAUUGUACUGGAAGCACAGUCGUCUGGAGACGUGUAUCCUGAAGUUGGGGAUACCGUCAUUCUCAAUUGCUGGGUGAAAGAAGUCAGACAGAGUCAGCAGCGAGUUAACUGGUACUUCAGCGAUACCUGGCUAAACAAAGAGAAAGGCUACUACUAUGAUCUCGACCAAGAUGACGUAUUUGAUAUAAUGAUAUUUGGACAGACACUUAGCAUAUUAAAUGUCACAAAGUCACGCUCCGGAACAUAUACAUGCAAAGUUGCCAUAACAAUAGAAGAUCAAGACUACUGGGCGUCGCCGAAGUAUCUCUUUGUUGAUGUUCACGGGGGACCAGCCGGACCAGUCAGCGCUCAUCCGGCUCUCACAGACUUAUCUGCUAAUAGUAUUUCUGCUCCACCAGAUACUUCAGCUGCCACAAUGUCGACGUGGGAUGUAUGGAUAUCGAGCAUCCAGAUUGGUGUGAUAUGGUAUUUCUCGCCAACGAAUGUGUUUGUUACCUCUCUCUGACCGAUGUUGACGAUUUCGCUCGGGAACACAGUGCCAUAAAUUGAGUAAAAUAUGGUAAAACGCGUUUGUAUUACUUCGGAAGGACUGGCUCCUCCACCGCAAAAGCUGCAAUGAAAUGAUCCCGAAUUAUAUAUCAUAUACUGUCAAUGGAGAUAUUAAUACUAUGGCCCAAUGAACUUUUUUCUCAAGGAAGUUAUAUUUUAAGCUUGUUCAUUUAUUUAUUAAUUAUGAAUUUUAAAUCCAUCUAUGCAUUGUUUAUUUAAUAUUGAUGUCCUUGCAACGUUUUAUUUUGUAUAAUCCCGAACUAUGAAGCAGAUAUCUAUACCGUAACACAUUAAUACCGUAUAGAAGUUCCAAGUUCGAAUACUUAAGUGGCGCAAAUGCUACUCUCGCCUUGUAUGGAAUAAAGAGAAACGUUGUUGUUUUUUCUAUAAAAUUAGUUAAAAUCAAGUUUAUCAUCUAGAUUGUGUUUUAUGUGAAUAGUUUAAACGAAUUCCUGUAUGAUUGUUUGCGUCAAAUAAAUGGUGCAAUGUUGUCACAAUGUAAACAUGGAAUUUAGAUUUAGGAUUU
Saccoglossus kowalevskii is the source of this 1780-nucleotide messenger RNA. RefSeq lists its product as uncharacterized. Gene Ontology annotation, cellular component: plasma membrane; cell-cell junction. Gene Ontology annotation, biological process: cell-cell adhesion. NCBI's taxonomy places the organism in Eukaryota, Metazoa, Hemichordata, Enteropneusta, Harrimaniidae. The record is from RefSeq and is a predicted model, not a curated record. Gene Ontology annotation, molecular function: cell adhesion molecule binding.